This is a messenger RNA of Cydia amplana, 995 nucleotides long. RefSeq names its product serine hydrolase-like protein 2. Bases 54 to 977 code for a protein of 307 amino acids. Gene Ontology annotation, molecular function: monoacylglycerol lipase activity. Gene Ontology annotation, cellular component: mitochondrion. The transcript is spliced from 7 exons. Gene Ontology annotation, biological process: acylglycerol catabolic process. The record is from RefSeq and is a predicted model, not a curated record. Lineage: Eukaryota; Metazoa; Arthropoda; Insecta; Lepidoptera; Tortricidae.
AUUGUUUUAGUGUGAAAUUAUAAAAUACUGUGUGAAUAAAAUAGUUUAUUAAAAUGCUUGACUCUGAAAAAGAAUGGUUUAUCGAAGCUCCAUGGGGAAGAAUUUGUGUUGUGGCUUGGGGCUCCUGCUUCAACCCACCUAUACUACUGGUACAUGGAGCUGUGGACUCGGCGGCAAGCUGGAGGCCCAUCAUAGAGCGGCUCCCUGACCGCUUCUACUACAUUGCCAUGGAAUUGCCAGGCAACGCGCAUUCUGACUGGUUCCCACCCGGUGUCAUGAUGUCCGUGCACGACCUGGUGUACUCUAUGGAGGUGGUCCGAAGGCACUUCCGCUGGAAAACCUUCGGGUUCAUGGGACAUUCACUAGGGACUCUGCUAGGUAAAGUGUACAACCUGUCGUACCCGGACAGAAUGUCGUUCGUGGUGGACUUCGAUCCCACACCGGCGUACGCCGCCGUCCGACCAGACCAGUUUUCUGCAUGGUACCAUUAUUACUUCACGAGGUAUUACCAGAAGUACCACGUCUACAACUCGCCGAAGGAUAAUGCUCCGAAAUACACGAGAGAAAAGGCGCUGUCAAUGCUGGAGCACAACCGCGGUCUGACAGGCGCCGUAGCUAGCAUGGUGCUUGACAGGAUAUCCGAGCCGCUGGGGGAGGGGCUCGUCAGAUACAUCUUCGACCAGCGGACCAAAACGGUCGUUUUCCCGCCGAACACAUCCGAGCACUUACGUAAACUUUACACCAACCUAAAAACGCCCACUCUCACAAUAGUAGCCACGGAGUCUCUAGAGCGUGGCGCGUAUAAAGCCACCCCGUUCGCGCUUGACGAAACUUGUUACCCACAUAACAAUUAUAGAGUGAUCACAGUGGAGGGGAAACAUGAUGUGCAUGUGAUGCAUCCGGAGAGGAUGGCGGCGUUUGUCGAGCUGUUUUUGUUGUAUGGAGUGGACGGGCUGGGUAGGAAAGCUAAGCUGUGAUAUCUGUUUUUUCUUAUU